Messenger RNA from Huiozyma naganishii CBS 8797, 987 nucleotides. RefSeq names its product Aim39p (gene AIM39). Bases 1 to 987 code for a protein of 328 amino acids. NCBI's taxonomy places the organism in Eukaryota, Fungi, Ascomycota, Saccharomycetes, Saccharomycetales, Saccharomycetaceae. The record is from RefSeq and is a predicted model, not a curated record. The transcript has a single exon.
AUGCUACGUUGUGUGGUUCGAGGUAGUGCUGCGCGGCUACGCAGUCCCGUGUUCUGUCGGCGUUUGUUCCAAGGGGCGUGUGUGAGACAGAGGGGCCGCGGGGGCGGGGGAGUCGGAGGGCCCCCCCCAGAUUCGUGCCAUUUCUUCUCUAAUCCUGGAAACGGACCCCCCACAGAGGAUCUGACUAAAGCGAUCCAUGGGUUCCGGACGCAGCGGCGGCGUGCUAUGGUAUGGGCUGUGUCUCUGUCUCUCUUUGGGGCCCUCUUCGGGUACCAAAUUGGGUACAAAGUAAUGUACCUUGGCGGAGAGUCGUACAUCCCGUUGUUCCCCUGUCUAAGGAUCCAUGAGUUGAGCGAGUACGAGCGGUCACGUUUAAAUUUGGACCAACUGGCAAACCUUGUGGAGCAACGAGUUGUAGAACGGCUCUCCUCACACGAGUUCAUCCAGGAACAGUACGGUGUGCCCCUAAGGAUACGACCCUCUCUCCGUGAACAAAAGGUGGUCCCUGACCGCCUGCAUGUGUGGUGUGAGGACGAGGAUCCAGUCAUCUACGGUAUUUCGUUCCGUCGGGGUCCCACCGCCGAUGAGAGAUCUUCUUCAAACGCACCGGGGAUCACGUUACAUUGGCACAGAGUGCCCUUCCUUUUCGAAUGGAGGUUCAGUCACAAGUCUAUAGAUAUACGGUCUGCUGCGGUCAACUGUUUGGAGUCCCUUGGGAUCAAGUACGAUCGUUUGUUACAACCUGAGGCCGUUUACGGUGGCACUUUCCGGUACGAGCAUCCUCUUGGGGACCCACCCAGUCCCCUGGACCGUCCCAGCCACUCCAUGCAUGUGUGUUUCUACGGUGAGUUUAAAUUGGACAAUCGGUCGCUGGUAACCUACAAGGGCAAGUGGCACGUCGAUGUGAAGUUCGACGAGAUAUGCUUGUUACGUAACGAAAGUGACGAGCGGGUCCGGUACGUGCUGUACCGCGGGGGGAGAGACUGA